CUCGUCUCCUCGCAACGCCGCUCGUGCUUGGAACAUGAUCGGAACUCGGAACAGUAAUGGAAAUGGCCCAGCGCCGAUAGCGUUUGUGCGUCGCCAGCGCGCACCGACUUUUUGUGCAUGUGGUGUUCGUGAUUCAUGCGUAUUUAUCGUGCCGACGUCGGCACUUUUUGAAAGCAGUAUAAUUCAACGCGCCUCGUGUUAAUGGCAGCUUUUUUCCCAGCGGAUCCCCAAGCCUCAGCAUUGCAAACGAGAGUGCGCUGGUUCGAGAGCUCCAAAAAGCCUGCUUCGGUUCGAAGGCCCUGCGUGGGUACGCGUGUUAUUGACGAUGAACAUCAUGCCACUAUGGAAGCCACAGCUUGGGUAUCUGACGCCGCAGUACCCAGCGACCAAGCAAGAAGGGGCGACGAGCGUGCUGAAUUUGAACUUUGUUCCAAAGUACUCACCACGGACUCCGCGCGCGAUAGGCACAGGGAAGGGUGCACGCGAACAGGACCAGCAAGGCACCCCCGCGUAAAGUGCUGGCUUGUCUCCUCAAAAGCAUUGCUGAUGCACACUUUUUUUGUCGUGCAAUUCCUCAGCGCAAAGGCCAUUUCCGACCGAGCUAUUGAGGACGAUCUGUGUAAUAUGUCGGAUUUCGAUUCCUUCAAAUAACAGGUUGGCGGCAAGUGUGACGCAUUCGGUAGCAGAUCUGGAGCAGGCGCUGGCUCGGCUGCAGAAGGGACGCAACUUCGUGCAGAGCAACAAAAGAGUGACGCUUACGCCUCACGAAAUAUCGUUGUCCAGAGCGGUGCUCGCGAUUUGGCGCGCAAAUUGCUACAAUCACGAUGAAGCGCUUGUGUCCCGCGGCCACGCAAUAGAGGAAGCCAGUAUUCUUUUUCAUCGGUAGUUUGCGGUCUGUCAAAAAGAAAAAACAAAACACUUCAUCAUGCUGCACAUCAAUCAUGCUACGGUAAUAUUCUGUUAAUGCGAAAACUAAAAGGAACCGAGUGUCAGAGCGGGUUUCGCUCGCGAGCUGACAAACUAGCGCGCGAAUUCGUCGGGGCGAAGCGUCGCGAAAAAGAUCUGGAAAUGAGAAAAACGGCUGAGCGCGAAACCGCCGCGGGGCAUGCUCGAGACAUCGCCGCCCUGAACGCGGACAUAGAAUUUUUGGAAGAAAAGCUGCGACUCGCCGAGUGCACGGCUGUGCGGAACCUGCAGCAUCACGUUUCGGUGUACGCCUCACGGGUGGAAAAUUUUGCCGCAGCAGGAGGAGGACACCAUGCGUCUUCCUCGGGUCCUCCCGGAGGGCCGGUCGAACGCGAAACGACCGCCACGGCGAGCCCCCGGGACCUGCUCCUGCAGAGAAAAAGCACGUCCCGCAGCUUCGGCAUCGAGGUUAGUACCGGCGGCGUCGCGGAAAUGGAAGUUGAGCAGGGCGACGAGUCGCCUCCUCCGGGUAACGUGCAGGGGGCUCACAACAGAUUUCAACAGCGGCAGCUAGGGAGGUUUUCUUCCCCGGAGGCGUGGCGACUGGGUCAUUCGCAGCCGAGGCCGAGGGCCGAGGUGGCUGGUCAACCACUGAACAUGGAAGCCCUGCGCGGCAUCAAGUCUGAUCUGCAAACACUCAGUUUUCAGUUUCUUAGCGAUCCUAAGAUUCACCGCAUAGUGCAAGCAACCCCCACGUUGGGAACGCGGGACCAGACAAGUAAACUCUGGGUGUAUCCCCGAUGCGCUUCUCCAACGUGAUUUUUGAGAUGGGCAAACAGGAGAUUCAGAUUGAUUGUUGCUGG
Amoebophrya sp. A120 is the source of this 1769-nucleotide messenger RNA. The record is from the annotation of a GenBank genome assembly. Lineage: Eukaryota; Dinophyceae; Syndiniales; Amoebophryaceae.